AUGACGAUCAGCAGGAUUGAACCACAUCUCGGUCUAGUGCAAGACUGUAUUGGUCCUCGUGUUCAGAAGGAGUAUUCCCACGGUGGGCCUGUUGAGAAUUUAUUUGAGGUUUCAGUCAACCAAAAUGAGCCAACUCAUGUGUUGAGAAUCGGAAGCAAUCUCAGCCCUCAGCUUGCAAAUGAUUUAACAAGCUUCCUCAGACAGAGUAUAGGUGUUUUUGUGUGGAAUCAUGAUGACAUGGUCAAGAUCAGCCCAAAUGUUAUAUGGAGUUGGAAUAUUAAAGGCCUUAACGGCUUCUCGAAACAACGCGCUGUGCGGAAUUGGAUUUCUGACUCUUCUUUGGGUUUGAUUGGUUUGUUGGAGACUAAGGUUGAGCAGUCUCAUUUACAGUCGGUGGUCUCGUCUGUUUGUCCUUCGUGGCAGUUUUUAUCGAAUGCGACAGAUUCUAUUGCUUGCCGUGUUCUGGUAUGUUGGGACUCUUCUCUUUACUCUGUGCAUAGUCUUCAUUGCUCUCUUCAGGAGAUUACUUGCAGGGUUACUCAUGUUUCUGAGGGGUUCUCAUUUGGGAUUACUUUUGUGUAUGGUUCUAAUGACCCUGGGAAUCGCCGCAAUCUGUGGGAUUUCCUUAGGGAUCAGUCGGCAGUGUUUGAUUCAGAGGGGCUCCCGUGGCUUGUGUUGGGUGAUUUUAAUGCCAUCUUGGGAGCUUCUGACAGAGUGGGUGGUGAUCCUGAGUGGUAUGGUUAUAUGGAUGAUUUUGGCCAAUGUAUCCAUGAUGCUGAGUUGAUUGGGGUUCCUUUUACUGGGCUUCGGUAUACUUGGCAUAACGGUCAACAGGGCGAUGGGUUUAUUUUACGAAAGCUCGAUUGGGUCUUUGCAUCACUUUCUUGGUUCCUUGAUCGACCAAGCACAGUUUCAGAGUUCCGACCUCGAGAUGUUUCAGAUCACAGCUCUAUUAUCGUCCGGUUUGGUCCCCGCCGUGGCAAGGUACCAUCCCCUUUUAAAUUUCUAAAUUUUUGGGCUGAUCAUGCAAGUUUUAGGGAUAUUGUUCAGGCAGUCUGGGACGAGCCUCUUGUGGGCAAUCCUAUGUUCCGUCUUACGCAGAAAUUGGGGCUAGUGAAACGGAAGCUAAAAGCUUUACAUAUUCGGGCUUCCAGUCAUAUCUCCAGCAGGGUACUUGAGGCUCGGGCUCGGUGGGCAGCAGCCCAGGGAAAUUUGGAUCGGGACCCCUUUUCUACUGAGUGUAUCUCUGAGGAGAGGAACCUUGCCAACCAGUAUUUCAGUCUUUGUCGAGAUGAGGAGGCUUUCUUUAAGCAGCGGUCUCGUGUUCAGUGGUUGAACUUAGGGGAUCAGAAUACUAAGUUCUUUCAUAAGUCGUUGAUCCAUAGGCAGGUUCGGAACCGCAUCCACGGUUUGACUGAUGGGCAUGGUACACAUAUUACUGACAGUCAGGGAUUAGGGCGUUUGGCGGUGGGUUUUUUUCAGGAUCUUCUUACUGCCCCUAGUCGCCCUCAGAUUGCAGAGGCUUCCAGGUAUUUUUCUGGCCGCAUUUCUCCUGAUAUGAUUUCUCCAUUGACUGCUCCUAUCACUGAUGAUGAGAUUAGGAUUGCUUUAUUCUCUAUCCCGGAUGAUAAAUCCCCCGGCCCAGAUGGAUUCACAUCUUUGUUUUUUAAGCGGGCAUGGGAUAUUAUUGGUACAGAUUUCAGGGAUGCAGUGAGACAUUUUUUUGCUACUAAUGAAAUGCCAAGAUGUGUUAAUGCCACCAGGAUUGCUUUGGUUCCCAAGGUGGAGAGCCCAAGUCGUAUGACAGACUUUAGGCCGAUAUCUUGUUGUAAUGUACUUUACAAGUGCAUUUCUAAGGUGAUUAUGAAUCGGUUUAAAGUUGUGCUUCCGAAUAUUAUUGGGGUUUCCCAGUCAGCUUUUGUCUUGGGUCGAAGGAUUUCUGAUAAUAUUUUGCUGACUCAGGAGCUUUUGCGGAAUUAUCAUCUUGGGGAUGCUUCCUCUGUUAGCUUGAUCAAAUUGGCCUUGGAUUAUUUUGCUAAGGUUUCUGGAUUAGUGACUAAUGCAGAGAAGAGCCAGUUGUUUCUUUCUGGAGUUACAGAUGAGGAGCAUAUUGGGUUACAGUCUAUCAUGGGUUUCCAGUUGGGCCAGUUACCGGUAAGAUAUCUAGGGGUUCCUCUAAUCUCUACCCGCCUUCGACAUUCUGAUUGUAGGCCUCUGUUGGAGCGAAUUCUCUCUCGGAUUAGGCUAUGGACGUCGGCAUCUUUGACCUAUGCAGGCCGACUACAGUUGAUUAAGUCUGUACUUUUCUCCAUACAGGUUUAUUGGUCCUCCAUGUUUCUUUUGCCGGCAGCUACAGUUAGACGGAUUGAGAGUAUUUUGGCUUCGUUUCUUUGGAAGGGUACUUCUUUGUCCCCUUCUGGUGCUAAGGUUGCAUGGUCUUCUGUUUGCUAUCCAUUGACGGAGGGUGGCCUGGGGAUUAAGAGGAUCCAAGAUUGGAAUAGGGCGGCUAUUCUCAAAUACGUUUGGAGGCUACUUACUGAUAGAUCUUCUAUAUGGUCUUCUUGGGCCUGUUUGGUUCUCCUCCGUGGUUGGUCCUUUUGGCAUAUCCGAGUUACUUCUGGGGCUUCAUGGGCUUGGAGGAAGAUUUUACUUGGCAGGGUUUGGUGCCGGGGUCUUAUUAUGAUUUGUAUUGGAGAUGGUAGGGACACCACGUUAUGGCGAGAUCACUGGCUUCUGCAGGGUCCUCUGUGUGACUUGCUCCCUUUUAAAACCUUGACUUUCACUGGUUUGCCAUGGGAUGCUCGGGUUUCAGACAUUAUUCGGGAUGGUUUGUGGGACUUUCCUUCGGGCAGUGUAGACCUUCAGCAUAUCUGGGACUCUAUUACAGUGCAGCCUUUAGCGAGUCAUCCUGAUCAUCUUGUGUAG
Molecule: messenger RNA, 2925 nt
Organism: Pistacia vera
Lineage: Eukaryota; Viridiplantae; Streptophyta; Magnoliopsida; Sapindales; Anacardiaceae
Exons: 3
Coding region: 1-2925 (974 amino acids)
Molecular function (GO): catalytic activity
Source: RefSeq, a predicted model, not a curated record